This is a messenger RNA of Thunnus maccoyii (southern bluefin tuna), 2555 nucleotides long. RefSeq lists its product as uncharacterized. The record is from RefSeq and is a predicted model, not a curated record. Lineage: Eukaryota; Metazoa; Chordata; Actinopteri; Scombriformes; Scombridae. The transcript is spliced from 9 exons. Bases 101 to 2002 code for a protein of 633 amino acids.
AGCAGGAUUUUUGAACCUGAAGGCGCCAUUACUGUUUUCUCAACUAGCCUGUUACUUUUCACCAUCUAUCAAUAUCAAGAAAACGUAUUUUAUAGGCAAAAUGGACGUUGGUUUAAAGGCACAACUGGAUGAAAACGGUCUUAACUACAAAAGGGCGCUGGAGCGGAUCAUAGACAAGUAUUCAAAGUUGCAAUAUCAAGACGGGGCGAUGGAGGUGGAUCUCAACGCAACUGACAUGCAAACAAUGGAUCACUACAUGAAGCUGUCAAAAAUGAAGAUGAGCAAGCUGGAAUCAAAGAGCCUGACAGAUUUGAGAGAGGAGUCAUUAAGAGCACAAGAUGUAACAAGAGACUCUCAGUUGGACUUCACACAUCAAGAUAGUGAAACCGAUGAGAGUAGUGUUUCCACCAGCCAAUUUUCUAUGGAGGAUGAUGGAAUGUCGAGAAGUGACGGUACUCAGCUGACUGUGAGCUCAUUGGAGGAGAGUGAGAGAAGUGUGUCUGAAACGGAGCUCCAGCCCGAGGAUCAAGAUGAGGAACUGGAAAUGUCCCUGAGAAAUCAAGGCAGCUCUUUGGUGGAGCUCUACCCCAGCAUGAUCACUCAAAUAGGGAGGGCCUGGCAUCGGCAGCAUGUCUCCGAUGCUGCCGACUCGGUGCUCAGGAGAUACCGCAGAUGGCGACGGCUGUCAAACAGAAGCAACUUCAACAACACCUUCAAUAUCACACUGAUGAACACCAAAAGCAAACCAAGAAAGAUGACCAGUGAGACCCUGCUUGAGGAGACCUUCCACAGCCCUUUGAAAAGGAAAUUCCCAGGAAUGUCCAGCAGAGGGGCUGAAACUGCUCCUCUGUCUCCAUUACAUAAAGUAACCAGCGUGCAGGAUUGGCACACACAGUUCCAGUCUCCUAGGAGGGAUAGAGGAACACCAAGAAGAGAGCAGCACCAGCCUAUCCUGGUGAUGGACUUCUCUUGUCUCCCUGAGACUUCUGAACCAAGAAGGAGCUCACUGAAUCAGACCUUCACUGUGAAUCAACCCUCCCCUCCUUCUUUCUCACAGCAGGGAGCACAGCCCUCAUUUUCCACUGUCAGUUCACAACCUCACUAUCCCUCUGCAAAAGCAUCCUUGGAUCUGUCCCCUAGAUUAAAAAGGCUUCCUCUUUCUGCACACUCAGCUAAGACUGCUUGCUGCUCCACAUAUGCAUCAGAAACCACUGGUGUUAAAGAGAGAUCUGAUGUCUAUGGCUCCCCAGUCAGGCAAAGUCCCUUAAAAGCAAGGAUGAUGAUCAGGGAAGACCUCGGUAGAUCACCUCCACCUCAUGCCUUUUCCAGAAGCCCAAAAUCAGAUACUGUAAGCUAUUCCAGAGAGUCUGUGAGGUCCAGGUCAAUGGCAAUGUUUCUGUCCUCCCCUCCAAAAAAGCCUGAUAUGCCACUGAGGACGCUUCACACCCGAGAGUCCCAUCAUUCCUUCCAGUCACAGCUGCACUCACCUCUGUCAGUCACAGCAGCAGGUCGUCACAAGGUCCGACGGCACCUGUCCUUAGACUCCUCCCUGCCAAGGAGCUGUGUCUUGUACUCCCAAAAAGAGCUUGACGAUGACUUCGCUAAACUCUACCACAAGUUUGUCUGCCAGAGUAAAUCAUCCCACUUUAAUGGCCCUCCCUGCCGAAUGUGUGCAAGAAGCUCUGAUGCCAGCAGAGGACACUCUUCCUCAGCUCUGGCAGCUCUCGCACUGUCGCCCCACCGCUCCAUUUUAAGGAAACGCCACAGAGAAUUGGACUGGGGCUGCCAUCCCCAGUCCAAACGCUCCAGAGAUAGGUACUGUACAUACUCCCCAGGUUCUAAACGCCAUGGCAAAGAGAUGCUGACCCAGCUCACCCAGCAGCCCUCAGCAGAUGCACAUCACGUUGCCUGGAUGUCUCAGGGCAUGCCUGAAUUUUCUGGCCUGGGAGGUUCACUUGAGAGCAAAAUGGCAGCUGGCUACUUCCGCAGAAAAUGGUGGUGAACACAACAGGAAUUAUAUCUGUUAUGGAAAAGCCUGCCCCCAGAUGUCCUUCAACAAGUACCAGUGUGGAAAACAAUUGUCAUGUAACAGUCGUCAGUGGGAUGUUUUCAACCCAAAUAUUGGUGAAAAGUGGAUAGUGAAGGCCACACGAUAACCAAACAGAUGACACUGAAAGCAUGCAUUUAUUACUCAGCUGGUACAGUUUGACCUCAGGAAGUUAAUUUACUAAACUAUAAAGCAACUGUUAAGACAUUUAAUAUGUAAUACAAUUGAUCUGAAUGAUAGACUUGUAUCAGUAUAUUAUUACAUUGACACAUCUUACAUCUGUCAGUGGUUGUUUUUACCAUUCAGUUAGUGUUUCUAUUUGGAUUUUUUUCCCAUGUAUUAUUGAAGCAUCUAUUUGUUUAGAGUGCUGUGUUUUAUACUUGUGUAUAUUGACCAACUGUAUUUUAGAUUUUUUGAGCUGUGGUUCAUAAUCAUUACUGAAGUUAAUACAGCUUAAUGUCUAUGUCUUGUAAUAUCUGAUAAUUAUUAAACUAAAAUUUUAUGUCAA